AAAGAAGCCUUGAUUUGUGCUUUGAUAGCUUGGGUACCCGCUGAUUCUCGCGGAGCGCUGCUUUGCGCUGGCCCAUGUGACAUCGUGGCCGCCAUUCAUGCCGCUGCUCGCACUUGGCGAGGCUCCACGUAGGCGUUUGCCGUUGAUUUCGCCAUCAGGAGUGGUCAAGCCUGGCGACGACCAGCCGCCGUCGCGCCUCGGAGACGGGCUGCGGUCGAGCGACAUGUGCUGGCGGUGCUGGUCGCGCUCGUCGUCCUCGUCGAAAGAUGUGGUGCCCAGCGUGAGCGAGGCGUGACGCGUGGGCGACGUCGAUGCUCGCAGGCCAAAGGGAGCUCCACUCCCAGCCGUCAGCCUGGUUGAGGCAGAGGUUCCAGUGACUCCACUGUUUACUGCAGUUACCGGAACAUGGGCCUGGGGUUGGGCAUGGGCAUUGAGAUGGCUCGCAGUAUGGAGAUUGCUGCCGCCGCGAGAGGGCCGACGACGCUCCACUGGCGGGCGAUGAGUAGGCCACCUUUGCGAUUGCUGGUCGCGCUCUCUACGAUGCUCACGCCGCCCUCACCCUCACCGCAGCGUGCGGCGGCGAAAGCGGGAGUGUCGAGUCGAGUCGGCUGCAGGAGCGUGGAGGAGCAGUACUAUGUGGCUAAGCCUUCGCGUAUGCAAGUCGACACGGAUAUGUCUCGUCGUGGCGCGCACUCAUCGGGUGCGGGUGGAUGGAGAGCACGUGUGUCUCAGGCGCGAAGAAAGGGAUGCCACCGCAGCUAG
Molecule: messenger RNA, 762 nt
Organism: Pseudocercospora fijiensis CIRAD86
Lineage: Eukaryota; Fungi; Ascomycota; Dothideomycetes; Mycosphaerellales; Mycosphaerellaceae
Exons: 5
Coding region: 406-762 (118 amino acids)
Source: RefSeq, a predicted model, not a curated record